AUGGUGGCUGUUUAUCAUAACCCAAUUAUUCCAGGAUUUUCUCCCGAUGCGUCUAUCUGCUUGGUCAAUGGCACAUUCUAUCUGGUGAACUCGAGCUUCCAUCUCUAUCCUGGGUUGCCCAUUUAUAUGUCGACUGACUUGAUCUCAUGGAAACAUAUUGGAAAUGCCAUAAAUAGACCAUCUCAACUGUCUUUGUCCCGAGCCACCACAUUUGUUGGCCUGUUGGACGAUGGCACAGAACUGGUCGCAACUGGCGGCCUGUACGCCCCAACAAUUCGGCAUCACAAUGGCAUCACCUACAUCAUCUGUACUAAUGUCAUCCACGGUGCUUCCAAUGUACUGGGCGAUGAACGUAGUGAACAGUUCCUCAUUCACACAACUGAUAUUCGCUCUGGAUGUUGGUCGGACCCAAUCGUCUUCGAAUUUCCUGGCAUUGACCCAUCGCUGCUAUUUGACGACGAUGGCCGGGUGUACGUCCAACUCUGCAAAGUAGGACCCGAGUUUGAGAUCUACAACAGCGAAAUCGACAUUACAUCGGGGGCGAUGAUUGCGGAACCCACUCUCAUCUGGACGGGGAUGGCUGGUACUACCUUCUAUGUGCUGAAGGGGGAAACGUUUGAAUACCACAUGUUGAGCAUGGCGCGAUCAAGGAAUAUAUGGGGUCCGUAUGAGUCCUAUGAGAUGAAUCCGUUGUACACAGCUAGCGGCACCGCUCAAUAUGUCCAAAACACUGGACACGGUGAUCUUUUCCAAGAUCAAGACGGGCAAUGGUGGGUCGUCAUGAUAGGUGUUCGCAAGAAGAAGGGGCGAUCAAUCAUGGGAAGGGAGACAUUCUUAACAUCGGUUGAUUGGCCUUGCAACGGGUGGCCGACCAUCAAGCCGAUAACAUGCGAUGGGAAUCUGGAAGCAAAUUUCAAGCCUGAAGGUCAAGACCCGCUUGCUGCCUCUUGGGUCUAUCUGAGAGACGCAAGAUUGGAUCGAUACCAUAUGCAAGACAACCGCAUUACAUUAAAGUCCGACCUGGUAGAAAUGACCAGCGCGGAUGAGUCAACUACUUUUGUGGGCCAGCGACAACGAAGACUUGAAGGCACUGCCACAGUCACUGUGUACAAGCCACAGCAUUCCACCUCAGUCCGAGCAGGGUUAGGUCUCUAUAAGGACGAACACCGAUUUUUGAUCAUUGAAUACGACUUUCAUUCGCAGCAAGUCGUCUUCAACGGAAUCAAUCAGGCCAAGUCAUUUUCUCAAAGGGAAAUCGAAAAUGUGGAACUCCAAGAUCUCGUAUCUUUCAAAAUCGACUACACGGAGACAUCUUUGCAGUUCUCCUUCCGCGUCGAUGAAGCAGCCUGGCAUGACUUGGCCACACUUGACACCGCACUCCUGACAGAUCACGACUUCACUGGUCCAGUUAUUGGGAUUUUUGCCAUUGGGGAUGGUAUCGCAGUGGAAUUCAGAGACUUUGAAGUUGAUGCGGUGCAAAGUCACGAAGCCAAAGCUUAG
This is a messenger RNA of Penicillium coprophilum, 1500 nucleotides long. Its product is annotated as putative xylosidase/arabinosidase. Gene Ontology annotation, biological process: carbohydrate metabolic process. The coding region runs from base 1 to 1500 and encodes 499 amino acids. The record is from RefSeq and is a predicted model, not a curated record. Gene Ontology annotation, molecular function: hydrolase activity, hydrolyzing O-glycosyl compounds. The transcript is spliced from 3 exons. NCBI's taxonomy places the organism in Eukaryota, Fungi, Ascomycota, Eurotiomycetes, Eurotiales, Aspergillaceae.